Messenger RNA from Phytomonas sp. Hart1, 996 nucleotides. The record is from the annotation of a GenBank genome assembly. NCBI's taxonomy places the organism in Eukaryota, Euglenozoa, Kinetoplastea, Trypanosomatida, Trypanosomatidae.
AAAAUCAAAGUAAUACAUUGUUUAUAGAAAUCUUUAUGGUCAAUGAACAUUGUUCUCUUGACCUCGCUGAUGUGCAUACUUUGUGUGAGGCUGCGGUUGACUAUGUUCUCCAAAAUGUGAAUACCGUAGGAUACAUCAUAAAAGGUAUUGAGGAAAUUACAUUAAAAGCCUUCCCGCGCGAGCGCAUUAAGUGUUUAAAAGCAGAUCCAGUUUCCUUAUUGGGCUCUGAAAAUACAUCUUCCUUGACAAACCUACCAACCGUCGAUUUCAGUUCUAUCUCAGCGGGCUAUAUGUGGCAGCGUACUCGACCUGAUUGUGAGAAGGGCGACAUUGUACUUAUUGAAGACUACCUGACGUUAAUGAAUCAAGCGCCUCAAAAUCACACCCCAUCUGCGCUUGAAGAAUCCAAACCAGAUACAAAGAUAAAAGAUACUACCAAUCUUUCUAGUAGUGUGGAUCUAACGACUGAACUGGAAAAAUAUCACAAGAAUGUUUUAAAUUUUGUUGAGCGCAACCUUCGACAUGAGCUAAUUCACGCAUUUGAUGACGUUCGCGGUCACAUUGACAGUGCCGAUUGUUUUCAUCAGGCCUGUAGCGAGGUGCGAGCAGCUCGACUAAGCGGUGAUUGCUUCGUAGGCGAGGAACUCAAGAGAGGACGUUUUGACUACUUUGAAGGCGGUUUAAAGUGCGUGCAGCGACGGGCAACGAUGGCGUUAGAGACAAAUCCAAUAUGCCGGGGAUUCUCCAAGCGGGCAGUCGAUACGGUUUUUCAGCGAUGCUAUUCGGAUUAUGAGCCCUUUGCUGCACCUGUUUAUACCAUGGGUAGCUAUGGAGAGCGUCGAUUUGAAACGGGUGUUCUGAAGCAGAAAUAGACCUAAAAAUUCAUCCCAAUAGAAUUCCAAGAAAGUGUAAUGUUUCUUCCCUUCUAUGCUGUUAUCAUAUGCUUUUGUAAUCAUAGAUUUGAAGCGUCGAAUGCUGGAACCUUUUUUUACACGU